Molecule: messenger RNA, 2841 nt
Organism: Lachnellula hyalina
Lineage: Eukaryota; Fungi; Ascomycota; Leotiomycetes; Helotiales; Lachnaceae
Product: Vegetative incompatibility protein HET-E-1
Exons: 7
Coding region: 1-2841 (946 amino acids)
Source: RefSeq, a predicted model, not a curated record
AUGGCAUCAGCUCACGAUGCAUUCGACGACGUGCUGUCCAAGUUUAAACUUCGACUCACCGAUAGAGAGUCUGAAGACUUCAAGUUCACAUCGCUAGAAGAUGUUCGAGUGGCUUUAGUCGCUAUUCAGGACGAGCAGGGCCGGAAGAAGGAAAUGAUGAAUCUUCCAAGACUCCAAGCGUUCCUCGAAGCCAUGGAGCAAUAUGGAAAGGUUGUGGAAGUCUUUCUGAACGUCUCGUCAGUUUUAUGCUUUAUAUGGGGUCCCAUGAAGUUUUGUCUCCAACUUGUGAAGAUUGCAAGUGGAUGGGCCGAAUCCUUCGAAAUUCUGCUCGAUGCCUAUAAACAACUUGCAGAAAAUAUACCGCUUUUGCAACAGUUUCAGACACUGUUUGAAUCAAACCUACAAAUGAGCAAUGUUCUCUCCAUGAUAUAUAAAGACAUUCUGGACUUUCAUCUGUCAGCAUUGAGGGUAUUCAAAAAGCCGACCUGGAAACAAUUAUUUCGGUCGACAUGGAAGGACUUCAAAGCUAGGUUUCAACAUAUCUUGGACGAUCUUCGCAGUCACAAGGCACUUAUCGAGGGGCAAGCGAAUCUUCUUCAAAUCGAAGAAGUUCGAGUCGACCGAGAGAGAGUCCGCGAAUCUUUUUCCUCCAUUGAGAAAGCAGAAAGAGAUAAAAAGUUUCUCGCUGUUAGAACUUGGCUUGCGUCAACUGAUGCAACUGUGGACCAAGAAGCAGCUGCUGGUAUGCGAAAAGACUACCCAAAUACAGGUCGAUGGAUAUUUGGAGAAAAUGUUAUAAAAGCUUGGAUGGAUUCUACAAGUUCUCUGUCUAGUGUUGUUUGGAUCAAUGGAAUACCUGGUGCUGGGAAAACAAUUUUAGCAUCGCGAAUCAUCGAAGAGAGGCUGCGAUUAGAUCAACAAUCAACAGUUUUCUUCUAUUGCAAAUAUCAAGAUGAGCAAAGAAGAACAUUUCUUGCCAUCGCCCGGUCAGUAUUAUCACAGCUCCUUAACGUUCACGACGACCUUUUGCCAUAUUUGUACGACCAGUGUAUUAGCAGUGGUCAGGUCUCCUUGGUCUCGACCCAGUCCGCUGUGGAGCUCCUCAGAACGUGUUUGGAAACGGUUCCCCAAACCUAUAUCGUGAUUGAUGGUAUCGACGAAUGCGAAUAUUCGGAAAGAAGGGCCAUUCUUUCAUUCUUUACCUCACUCAUCGACAAUGAUAUUACCCCAGGACGACUCCGAGGUCUUUUUGUUAGUCAGGACGAGAAUGACAUACGAAGAUUACUCCGAAAAGCAUCAGUACUGCGACUUACCGAGGAACACAACAAGUCCGAUAUCGAAGCUUAUGCGAGUCGUUGGUUGAGCAAAAUUGAGCUGAAAUUUGAAAUACCGGAUCUCACAUUACAACACAUUAAAGCAGCAGUCCUCGGUGGAUGUGAAGGAAUGUUUUUAUUUGCCAAGCUUGUCUUGACAAAUUUGCAUGACCAAGUCUCCAGAGACAAAUUGUUUGAAGAACUACAGCCUGAGACUUUUCCAAAGGGGUUUGAACAAGCAUAUUCAAGAAUCGUGAAUCGCAUACUUACCAAUCCGAAGGCGGGCGAAAGAGUAGUGACUCAAAAACUCCUGGGUUGGAUUGUCUCUGCCAAAAGGCCAUUAAAAUGGCACGAGAUCCAGGGAGCUGUAUCAAUCAACACAAAGGAUCGGUUCGUUGAUUUUGAGAAUAGCCAUCUCGCUAUAGAUAUUCGAGACCUCUGUGGCUCUCUCGUGGAUGUCUUGCCGGGCGACAGAGUACAGCUCGUGCACGAAACAGCAAAGUCUUAUCUAAUACACAACAAUUACGUAGAAAUACACGUGGAAGAAUAUCGACUUGCUGUUUUAUGCAUGAAAUAUUUGACUUUCGACUGUUUCGACCCCGAUGCGCCAGAGGAACGCGUAAAGGAAUACCUGAUGAAUGGAAGUUAUGCAUUUCAGGAUUACUCCGUGCUGCAUUGGGUUGAUCACCUGGAGGAAGUAUUGCGUUUUCUGGAGAUGAGUAACAUAUCGAAAUUCAACCUGCUUGGUCCUGCAGUCAAUGAAUUCUAUGAUACAUGUAGUGUCGGCGGGCUGGAGACGGACGAGAUCCCCCAAGAACUAAGAGAACGAGGCAAAUCAAUCAAGGACACUGAUUUUGUUGAUAACUUACUUCAUCUACUCAACCACACAAGAAAGUCCCGAGCCGCGGAUGAUCAGCUGUCAGGACUCGGAGACUUUGGGAAAGUUAUCAACAGGAAUCGACAACUUCUUGAGGGUUUGAACCGAUCAAUGAACCUCACCACAGUAUCUAGGCAGCAGCUGGAGAAGUAUUACGGUAAUAACUGGAACAAAUGUCCCCGACAGAAAUGUUUUUAUUUUCACGAAGGCUUCCCGGAUACGAUUCGUCUGAAUAACCACGUCAGCCGCCAUGAGAAACCCUUCUGCUGCACAGAAUUUAGCUGCCCGCGAAUACACCUCGGAUUCAGUACUGAAAGAGAGCUCAAGAGGCACAUGACACUUCAGCACCCCGACCCAGCAGCUUUUGCCUGGAGAUUCCCAAAGAUCAAACCACCCGCUACAAAAUAUAAAUGUGCUGAAUGUCCAAAGCAAUUCACACGAGCUCACAGUCUCAACGUCCAUGUAAGAACUCAUUCAGACGACAGAAGAUUUGGGUGUCGCUUUUGCACCAAGUCCUUCGUACGCAAGUUUGAUUGCGGCAGACACGAAGAGAAUUUGCAUUCGGAAAAGAAACAGGAAAUGGGAAGUGAUUCUAUGACGGUGCCUUCCUCCCCAUUGCCGGAUUGCUCUAUUUCAGAGACUAUAGAAUGA